AGCAGCUGGUAAACUUGUUGUUAAAAACAGCUGUUGCUAAGUCAAGUUUAUUUAUUUUUUUAUCGAUUUAAAACUCAUAAACAAGCCAUGAAGCUCAUCGCUGUGUAUAUAUUGAAAGAUGAAGAUAAUUUCAAAAGGUAAUUUUGGCUGACGAUAUUAUGAGGCUGCCAGCACCGUUACGAAGAUUCCUUGCUGAAUCAGAAGAUGAGGUCUACUUUCUUAUCCGCCUGUUGAUAUUCACCGUCAAUGUCAUUGCGUGGAUAUUUUCGAUUUUCUUCAUAUGCAUUGGAAUAUGGAUUCUUCAGGAGAAAAAUAAUCUGGGUGUUGACAAUUUGAGUUCAGACCCGGCCGCAGUGCUGAUUGCGAUUGGUACCAUAUUGUUCCUCAUCACCUUCACCGGUUGUAUCGGCACUUUGAGAGAGAAUUUGUUUCUUUUGAAAGUGUACUUGGGAAUGAUUGUAGUCCUGUUUAUAAUUGAAAUUGUGACGGGUCUGGUUGCAUUUCUAUAUGCCAACAAGGUAAUGGUUACUACAGUACAAAGUAUUAUGGAGUACCAUGAUGAUCCUGACUCAAAAUUCCUGAUGGACGAAUUGCAGAAGAAAUUUGAAUGUUGUGGGGCCUAUUCCUUCAAUGACUGGGAGCACAAUGCUUAUUUCCAGUGCUCAUCUGAAGAUGUCCUGGCUUGCGGAGUCCCGUUCUCUUGCUGCAUAACUGUGGGGAAAAACAGUCAAUGUGGUUUUGGAAUCAGAAAAAAAGAUGAAAUUGAGGCAAAGCAUGUUGUGUACACAGAUGGUUGUAUUACCAAGCUAAAAUGGUGGAUUAAUGAUUAUCUGCACAUCAUUGGAGCACUUGGCUUCGCUUUUGCCUGUGUACAGCUUUUCCUAAUUCUGAUUGUGAACAAACUUAUAAUGGAUCUUGAAGAGAUAUCAAAGACAACUGGUCAUAAAAACGAGCUCACGAAUUCGAAUGAAAUAACUAGUGGAGUCUAGCUGGAAAUUCUUUUCAGCCCGACAAAACUUUGUCAUCAGAUCCGGCGACAUCCAAGCCCAAGGUACGAAGCGUUGUGUGCCGAAAAUGUAGUUUUAAUGAUUGUGAUGAUUCCCCAGCUUGGUCCAAACACGGUGAUAAUGCUGAAAACCUACGCGAUGUUUUCUCUGUUGGUAUAUUUGUUCGACGGUCCUACUAAUAACCGACAACAACCGACAACAAGCUAAAAAUUACCGACAGAAAGCUUAUUAUCAUCGACAACGAUGAAAUAGACGCUAAUAAAGGAUCUCUUCGACUAUAUUGGUAAAAAACACGAAUUUCCCGUCCAAAAUUCCCGUCUUGUUUUUGUAUGCUUCCACUGAGAUGAUUCCUGGCUGGUUUCCUAAACGCCAAAUUGGCGUUUUUCAACCUGGUUUUGCCAACCUAAUUUGCUAUUUAUAAUCGUGCUUUUUAGUCAGAGAAAUAAUGAACAAUUAGGAACCAAUUGAUAGCACGAUUAACACUAUCUGAAAACGACUUCAUUCAAUCAAAAAAGAAUCGUAAAACUAGCAAAAUCUUGUGAAAAUGAAACGACAAAGACUUUCUUUCUGACUUUCAAGUUUGAAGCCAUAUAAGCCUACAUUUACAAAGAGUUGGCAUUCGCUUCGCUGACAAACACUUUGCUAACGUUACUCAGAUCUUUGGUAAACUUUCUGCCAUAUUUUUUUUGGCAAUUUAUCCAAGAAAUACUCUUCCAAGAUGGCGGCCGGGUUAUUAACAUUCACUAAACAUUGGUAAAGUCCGAACAUUCAAAGAUUGAUUUUGAGAAAUAUGGUUGAACUGCAUUCAUUGAUUUCCUUCCUGUGGGUCUUGCAAGAAACUGAGCCAAUAAUCGAUUAAAUCGUCGUUUGCCGCAAGAUAUAUUAUAUAAUAUAAACUAGCUUUAAGUCUUAAGAUAAAUAAAAAUAUGUAACAUGAUUUUGUAAUAUAUAGAUGUUAAAAUUCUUUC
This is a messenger RNA of Dendronephthya gigantea, 1975 nucleotides long. RefSeq names its product tetraspanin-33-like. Gene Ontology annotation, cellular component: membrane. NCBI's taxonomy places the organism in Eukaryota, Metazoa, Cnidaria, Anthozoa, Malacalcyonacea, Nephtheidae. The record is from RefSeq and is a predicted model, not a curated record. Bases 159 to 989 code for a protein of 276 amino acids. The transcript has 7 exons.